This is a messenger RNA of Orussus abietinus, 9380 nucleotides long. RefSeq lists its product as uncharacterized. NCBI's taxonomy places the organism in Eukaryota, Metazoa, Arthropoda, Insecta, Hymenoptera, Orussidae. The transcript has 9 exons. The coding region runs from base 1144 to 6123 and encodes 1659 amino acids. The record is from RefSeq and is a predicted model, not a curated record. Gene Ontology annotation, cellular component: nucleus.
GGCACUCCGGAGCGAGAUCGUUCGCGGUUCCGCGGCUGAUUGAUGGACCGCGCGACGUUGAUUCGCCGCGGCGUAGGUGCAAGAGGGACGACCGUCACGUCCAGGAGAUGCGUGCCUAGAGGACGACUCGGAAUCCGGGAGCAAUGUGAACCAGGACGGCGCGCCGUCGUCGUGUAACACGAGCGGUGCCGAGUGCCAAGUGCCGAGCGCUUGCCUCGCGAAAAUCAGCGGUAUCGUGCACACACCUUUAUCUUGUAUUAUUUCCGGUGAGACGUCGUUCCCACCUGGAGAACGUCGGCGUCCGGAGGAAGCCCCGGCGCCCAGGACGCUUCUUCGUGACGCCCAGGUCAAGCGCGCCUUUCUCGAAAUUCGCAUUUCCAACUUCGUUGACAGUUCCUGCAACCAAGUGGCGAGACGCGGCUGCUCGCGAGUUUCGACAUCUUCAGCGUUUUGUGGUUCCGGAUCCACGACGAUCGGUCACCACGCGGGCUGUCUUCGGGGAGACAUCAGGUUACUCUGGAGGACAUCGCAAAGAAUCGCAAUACUCAACGUGUUAAGUAAAGAGUGACCUUGCAACGUUGCUGGCAAAGAUCUCGACGUGCAACCUCCUAGUAGCAUUCCUGGGCUCCACACGCGCCGGAUUAGUGCGGGAAAAAUGGAAAAUGAGAUGCCGAAGGUGAACACCAUGGUCGUAUUGGUAUCUUUACGCUCCAUCCUAAAGGCUGUCAGUAACUGAUAGCGAGCACAUGGAGUAACAGCCUCAUAGUAGGCUUUCAUUAAUUAUGUUACUUGAGAUCCGAGGAUGAUCGAUUUGAAAGGAUUUGUCGGAGGAUAGGCGAAGAGAAGUACUUUCUGGAUUGGGAUGCACAGAAUUGAACUAGGGUGAUAUCGAGAGAAACGUCCCCAGGAGGGUGAAAUGUUGAAAUUAGAAAACAAUGGAACAUCCAAAUUGGAGGGAAGCAUAAUGAUCGUAGAGAGCGUCGAUGUAGAGUCGUGUCUUAGAAGAUAGCCUUGAAAGGCGUUUCCAUGCUUGUUUGUGAUGGAAACUUAUUGAAACACCAUAUUAUGAUUGUGUCUACACAUGAUCCGCAUUAUACGGAUCUGCUGAGGUAGGCACUUCGGUGCCCCUGAUAAGUGAUCUCGAUGGAUCCCGUUGGUCCAUGGUAUGCUUCGUACAACCGUCUGGCUGCGGGAGGUACUGCGAGUACGUUUCAAGCCACUACAUCGAGUACAACCACUGACUUUGUGUCCCAUCACUUAGCUUCGGCAGCCACUCAAGCCGUUCCUUCGACAACGACGUCGCAGCUGCUUUUGCAAGCGGCUCAUACGACCGCUACCCUGGCAGGCCAGCCUUCACCGUUUAAUCCAGGAGGAUUUUUAUCACCGCCACCUGUGGGAUAUGACGUCUUCUCUCCCUUAUUUCACCACCCUAAUCCGAAACAAGCACAUUAUGUCACUCAACACAGACAGGCUCUGGCUCAAGCUCAAGUGGUCGGGGGAACGAAACAGAGCCCAGUUCCUGACUCUGACAUAACAACGUUGAGAGAAAAUUAUAGUACAGCACAUCAACCGACCUUCUUUGAACACCAAGCUCCAGCAUCAUCUCCAACAGCUUCCACGCUCGCUUGGACCCACCAGAACAACUCACAGCUUCCAAGUCCCUUUGGCAUUUUACCUCAUGAAAGCGUUGUCCCCUCGUCACCUGCACCACCGUCGACAAAAGCUAGCAAUGCCGUUUACGAAAAUACAUUCAACGCUCACUUUGCUGCAGCUCAGACAUUGAACAAUCUCAAUUCGCAGCUAUCAUCUCCCAACGUCACAGUUGCAGAAUUCAAGCCCACAAGUUACUCCGACACAAAAAAAACUGUGAACGUGCGACCUCAGUCUCCCGCAGUUACUGCGAAGGUAGUAGUGUCCACGUCUCCUGGCACCGGGAGCCAAACAUUCUUCCAACCCACUACCUUCAGCUCCGAAACCCUAACCGACAACUAUCCUACGGGCAACGGGAAUCAAACGUCGAAUGGAAAGGUGCAGGCAGCGAUCCAGCAUCAGCAAUCCUGUAUUGUCUCAACGCCUAGCAAUGUGCAGGGUAAGGAGUACAGGAUUCCCCAGCCUUCAACGAGGUCGAGCGCUCCGGCUUCCAUUUUUCUCAACGCUAACAGUCCGGUCAGGUCGGCUCCGCAGGUACAGGACAAGCAGGCCACUCGGAACAGCGGUUUUGCUUCGCCAACUGGUAAAGGUAAUACCUCGCAGCAGGCCGUUCAAACGAAGGCGCAGGCGAAGGUCUAUCCUGAGUUAAACGCCCACAACGAGCACAGGAGAACGGAACAAAGUGGCCACGAGAACAGCCAAUCCUCGCCCAUCAGCUUUUCUAUCAUGGAUUCUCGAACUAUGAGCUAUGGCACGGCGAACAAUACCAAUUGCCCUACCGCUAACGGCAAGUUACCCAACAAUCAGAGGACACCCCCAACUAACAGUUUGCAAACCCACCCUCAGCAGCAACAACAACAACAACAGCAACAGCAGCAGUUUCACGUGAUGAAUCAACAGGCUGCGACGACCUAUAGACAUUAUUCGACAGGCUCCACCAGCGAUUCGGAGUAUCACCACCCUGGGAGGUCGAAGUCCUCGGCGUCGACAGAUUCCGCGUACUCGUCCAACAACUCGACUCAGAACGGACCGGACUGCAGCGUCGUUGUGCCCAGGAGGCCGAGUCCCCUGCAAGCGCACUCGCAAGCGAGUCCUCUGGGCCAUGUACCCAGUCCGGCCUAUCCGAUGUACAACAGCCCAAUGGCGACCCUGUCAUCGCCAUCGCCACUGCAGCAACACGGCGAGAACGGUGGUAACCAAUGCGCCAGCGGUCCUCAAUAUAAGACGGCAGCCCAGCAACAGGUGACUCCACCGUCCCCGUUGGAUGUGACCGUCCCCAGGCCUGCGUCCCAGGGUCAGGUGGCCUACUCAUCGGUAAUAACCCGGGCACUGGGCACAGCCGAGAGCAACAAGGCGACUUACAACACGGAGACCCGGAACUACGACCGGCAGCAAGAGUUGACCCAAUCUCAGAAACAGCAGCAACAGCAGCAGCAACAGCAGCAGCAACAGCAGCAGCAACAGCACCAACAGGUCUGCUGGGAAGGCGACAAUAGGCAGACCAAUGCCUCCAGAAAAUUCUCCGUGGCGACGUAUGCCGUGACGAAUCCUGACCUGAGUCAUCCGCAGAACCUUCCCGGCCAGCAACAGGCUCAACGGGUGCUGAACAUAACAGAGAGACAGCAAGCGUAUUUCGAUUCCAACCAGGUAACUCUCCAGGAUCUGAGUAGCUGCAGGGGCGACCCCAUGAGUAUCGUGAAGAACCUGCAGACUCUGCAGCAGGGCUCCUGCCAGGUGCAACAACAGCAGCAAUCGGUGGCGGCUGGCGAGCAACAGAAGCAGGUCGAGGAGAGGCGCAAGGCCGACAGCGUAGCAGUCGGCAGGAAGAGGAAAAGCUUCGAGAAAACUUCGCCUGGACACGGACCCUCGUCGCUGAACGACCUCGGAGGUGCAGCCGCCAUGACCGAGUAUCUUGGCAGGAUACCGCCACCCGCGCAUCACAACGCCGCCAACCAACAACAGCAGAACGGUUACUUCGACUUCGAGCGGUGGAACAUACCGCCGCCCCCCUCGAAAAUGUUCGGCUCCCAAUCGGGUCUCCAUCACGCCGGCAACUUCGUCGGCGGUCCCGCUCAUCAGCAUCAACCGUUGAUGGUACCGCAUCAUCACGCACCUCCGCCGAUCCCGUACUUCCCGGCGUUCCACAUACCGCCCGGUCAUCAACCUCAUCAUCCUCACGAGUUCCAGACCUCGGUGGAGAUCGCGCCGGUGGGACUUGCCGAAGGGCCCCCAAGCCAGACGCCUGGCUACGGCCAGGAGAUCAGGGACGACCACCGGCCCAAGGUUAUCGUGCCCAAUAUCGAGGAGGAGUUGGGCUUCUUGCAGCAGGCGCCGCAGCCCGCGGAGCCCCCUAACAUGGUCGGCCGCGAUCUGAAGCGGAGGGACCCCAACUCGGGGUUCAUGACGAGCUACCUCAAGUUCCUGCAGGGUGAGCGGGAGCCCUCGCCUCCGCCCGCGAUCAGGGGCGGCAGGAAGGCGACCUGGAGCCGAUCAAGACCCUAUGUCUCGGUGACGGAGGCUUCGAGUAAUCCAGAGGCCACUGCCAACGGAGACACUAAUAGGCCUCGGGUCGAGAAACCACCGCCGCCUCCCAAGGAGACCCCGGUGAUAGAUUACGCCAACGAUCCCAGAUAUUUUCCCCUGCCCAAGGAGAGGAAGAAGCGGAACUUCGACUCCAGCGACGAUGGCUUUACCAGUGACGAUGAUUUUCCCUUUCCUCUGAAAAGGAACGAGAAGAAGACCCCUAGUGCUAGUGUUUCUGGUCAGGCCGACCCCGUGGCUCCCAAGGCCGAGGCGAAACCCAGAAAGGGGAGGCCUGUUAAGCCAGGAGGUCCCACGGACAGGAAGCGAAAGGCCGCCGCGGCCGCUGCAGCCGCUGCGGCUGCUGCGGAAGCCGCUUCCGAGAAGACUGCUGGAAAGGAUCGAGAUAUCUCGGGGAAGGGCUCGAAGAAAGUCGAAGAAGUGGAUCCUUUGUUGCUACCACCGAGGCGCGAAACCUCCAGAAGGAAAGCCAAGGAGAAGACGUCGGUGAAGCAGUUCCUGGAUCGUCAACAGGGUAUAGAUUAUUUUGAUAACGACGAGGAACAGGGCGAUUCUGACUCCGAUCCUGCCUGGACCCCUGCGGCGAAAUUGGUCGGUGACGAGGAAGAGAAGAGGAAAAAACGGGGUAGGCCAGUUAUUACCAAGAGGUUCAGAAGGGUCGUCGACGAAGAUGGUUACUCCUCGGGUGAAGUCCCACCCCCUAGGAAAACAAUCAGGAAGAAACACGAAUCGGCUUUAAAGAAUUCCAUUGCUUCCGUCAAAGCCUCGUCGAAGAACGACGAGAAGUCUCUGACUGCCGUAAGCGACGAGGACUUGGAUAUUUCCCCGUUCAAGUCCGGGGAAUUCGUUGUGAUCAAAGCCGAUCUGGAAGAAGAGUAUCCUGCUCUUUGGAGGAUAGACGGAAAGACGCUGCUCCAGAAGUACGAACCGUUCCAUUCCAAUGGGAGAACCCUAUACAGAAACAUAUCUACGUACUCUGGCUGGGCACCUCAGAAUCGACACAUAUAUCAACAAGUACCCGUCAAGUUCUUGCAGCAAGGCAAAAUAGAGACGAUCGUCGAGUUUCUUCGCGACGAAAUGAUCGUCGAUGACAGCGAAUGCAUCGAGAAGUCCAUGAAAGAUACCGAGAAAUAUCAGGAUCAUUUCGAGGUGUAUAUUCAGACAUUGAUCUCUCAGGCGUUGGACUCCAACUUUCUCACAGAAAUAUUCCAAGAACAAGACGACUACUUCCUGUCGAAUGUAAGAACCGUUGAUGAGGUGACGGAGGAGAGGAAACGGCGUCUUUUGUCGACAACCAAAUGGCGCACAAAUGUCAUUACGGCAAUAUCCACGUGGCCUUGUUUAAACGUUCUGAAAGAUCUGCCGCUGUCGGAAUUAAAGGGGAAACAAUGCGCUGGCUGUCAGCAGACGAAAAUUCACGCGAGAGUCUUACUAUAUGGUCAGCCGUACAAUGGUACGACAUUGGAGGGCUCACCGCCUGAUCCUAGAGUGCCUCAGGAAAAGGAUUUCUUGUUGUGCCGGCUCUGCCAGACGAAGGUAACGUUAUACAACAAGGUGGCACAUCAAAAAUACCUGAUGUUUCUAGAAUGUGCUCGAAGAGUAGCUGACAAGAGAUUAACCGAUCCUCACAAGGACACCACGAUAAUACUGAACGAGUUGCUGGCUGACGAGGCCUGGCUGAAUCAGUUGUUCAAGGAAGUCAGAGGAAUCUGGGCGGAAAUCGACAGCAUGGAACAGCAUGCGAGAGCAAAGCUGAAUACCACAUCGCUCAGCGCCAUUUUCAACCAAACGAAUGAGGCCAAGUUCAAGGGGCCUCCUACGAAAGCUACCGAGGAACCCGCCAAUAACACCGAAUUACCGAUUCCUGUCAAAAAUGCAGAUACUGACCUUCAGGUGGCAGUUACCGGUGCUAAGGACGUUGCGCCUUCUUAGUGGCGUUACGAGGGCGGUAUUCUGAAUGAUUGUCCCGAAAUUGAGAGCGCUCGUUACUAACUUAGUGAUGAAGCUGUAGAUUUCAAAAACUCAUAAAAAAGGAAGGAAAUCGAAACGGGAGGAAAUCGUUCACGAACGUGACGAGUUAAAAACUCGCACCGUGGAUGAUCUCGGCGUUCAAGAGUACGCGAUCGCGAUAGAUCGAAGGACUUUCACAACGUGUAACUCGUAAUGUGUAAUACGAAAACUUUAGGCACACUCACAGUUUAGAAGGAACAGGACGUGUAGAAGUUAAUGAGGAGAGCGGGAACCUCUCACAGUGGAACAUAUGUAACAUACUCAUCCGACGACGUUAACAGUUAGGAUCAUGCCCGACUUUUGCCAUUACGAAUAGAAUACUUGUAACGAAUAGUCGGUAUCAUCUGUGUGAAUAUAGACGUAUAGUUGUAGUAUUUGUAAGCUUGCCGAUUCAGGAAGAGGGAACGCCGUGGUAAGAUUCACUGCCUCCGAAGGGCUUUGGGUCGGUCUUAAAGAACGACGAAAAAGACGGUACAUGCAUGAUCGGUCUGAAUUCUGUGAAGCUCAAAAUCUGGACAAUGAUGAUACAUCUUUAGACGAUUUUAUCGUUCAGAGGAAACGUCGGUGAAACUGCUAGAGCAAAAAAAAAAUGAUUCCUAGUUUCGUUUUUCUUAGAGACGCCCAAGACUUGAAACGCAUCCUUAAUUCUUAAAAUCCUCAGUUCUUAAGAAUGUGUAUAAAUUUUGAAAAAUAAUUCUUAAAUUACUUUACAAUAAUAAGCAGAAGUAUUUAACACGUUUCUAGGGUGAUAGAUAAGAAUAGAAUGAAUAUAUCUUCUGCGAAGCACUUCAGCGAAACUAACGAAAUCUGGUUCCUUUAGGUAUUCCGAAAAUUCAGUACAGAAUAGCUUGGGGCAUGGUUUGAAGUUUGGAUAUUUUACACAUUCUUAAGAAGAACGGUUAAAAAAUUAGGAUUUGUUUCAGGAGUCGAGGUUUCGUGACUCGAGUGAUUAAUAUUAUUUCAUCAAUUUCAACUUCAUUUAUUUCGUCAUUUUCACCGACGCCUUUCUUUAAGAUGGGUUCUUGCGAUCACGGAGUUGAGAACUGACCAUAAGGCGAGUUUCAGAUUUUCUCGGCAUUGCGAAUCGAUUGCAACUGGAUUCCUUUUCGUACAAAAAAGAUUUAAAAGUGCCGAGAGAAUCCUUAGAGUGAUUUAGUGCAGAUACUGCGCUGUUUCCAUAAUUUCUUAUAUGUAAUUGCAAUUUCAUUUGAAAGUGCAAGCGUCACCUCUCGGUUUAUUUAAUUUGAUUAAUUGGCCUGCUUCGUCAAUUAGUAUUUGUCGCAAUUAUUUAAAAUGAAUCCAAUGUCGGAUUUCAUGACGUCGAUCACUCGUACAUGGUUUCGCAUUAAAUUGCGAUUAAGUUAUUUUAACGUUCAUUAAUUGCAAUGCUCAUGCGUUUCUUUCGUCAUCAGCGUUUAAACAAGUACUAAAACCUCCACUACCUUGACGAUUCUAUAUUAAUAAGACGGCAUUGAAGGUAUGGCACCUUACUCGCCUCUCAAUUCUUAGGAUCUUAUUUGUUAGCAUCACUGUAAUUGUUUGAAAGCGAACGACGACUGUAAGCACUAUUGCAGAAAACUUGAGCAAAACAACAAAAAACAUGGAGUCAUUGAUUAAGUGAUUUCUCGAGAGUACUGUAUACAGUAUUUUCGACGUGAUAUCUUCCCCUCAAGCCGUAGAGCCAAUCGCGAGUUCCUUUCGUUUAAUCUGCCACCGACAUUGGAGUCUGAUGACCUUACGAUAUUUUUGUUGCGCUGGAAAAGAAUGUCGCAUUAGUUUUUAAAUAUACCUUCCAUAGUAGGAUUUAGAGAACUAGGAACAGAGCGCCACUCGCUGACAUUUUAUUGUACAUUCAACUACACAUUUUAGGUGAUAUUAUUAUUAAUUGCUAUUAGUUAUAAUUCUCAUGAUUAUUUGUUCAAGCCUUAAGCCGUUUAAGUUUUUAGUAUAUUUCCAGAUUUGUUAGAGAGAGGAGGUGAAAAAAAAAGUAAGAGAGAGAGAGAGAGAGAGAGAGAGAGAGAGAGAGAGAGAGAGAAUAUCUUUAGAAAUGAGCGGUGUGAUAUAUGUGCGGCGCGAAUGUAUUUUUCGACGAGGAUGUAACAAAUUAUAUUUGUAAAUUGUAAAGAUAUAUUAACGAAGGAUGACAGUGGGUGUGGCCACGAGGCUGGCUGGUGCAUCUAGGCGAAUUUCUUUCGUUAUUGCGUUGCGACAAGCCGUUUCAAUGGAAAGGAUGAAUGCUGCGCUAAUUAUUUUAUUCUCACGGGAAAUUCGUUCGUUUAUUUAUGGUAAAUUAUCGGAAGAAGGAGGAUAUUUUGGAGUAAAAAAUGCGGGCAUUUCAAAUACUGGCAUCGUGAAAAUAAAGGAAGGAAUACGCAUUUCUGUGUGGGAGGCUUUCAUUUAAGAAAAUGUGCCAUGCAAUAGCUCGUCUCGCAAUUGGCUGCCGUAACGUGUGAAGAUUCGCUGGUCACUCCAAUUUUUCAUUUCCAUCUUUUGCUCGGAUUAGAUUGGACUUGAUUGGACUAGAAUCCUCACGUUAUUGUUUCCCUUUAGCUUCGAACGAAAAAGCGGUUUUUCCUGAUACAGAAUAUCACAUAAUUAAUUUUUCGAAUUUUUUGUAUGACUUCAAUGCUGAAGUUUCAACUCGUUAGUUUUCCCAGUGAGUAUAUUUGUUUUUGUUUCUUUGUGUACUGUACAUAAACGGAUAUGUUCCUUGAUAAUUUGUAAAUAUCUUCAGAAUUUAUUAAUCAACGUAGAAAUAUUACGGCUGACUUGUCUGAAAAAAGAUUUUUUUAUUUUUUGACCAAGGCUGUAUAGACGGCUCCGAAGAAUUUCAAAUCUUCCACACGAGUAGACCAUCGUUUCUUCGGACGUAGGAGCCAGCUAAAAGAGCAACGCUUUUAUCAACACUAUUAUGUAGAUCGAAACUAUUAUUAUUACUGUUAUACUAUUGUUUCCUUUUUAGAAUACUAAGAUAGAAGGAGGCAGAGAGAACCAAUAUGUUCAAUUUUACAUGUCCCAUUCGAUCCUGUCGUGCUCCCAUUGCGACUAUGCGGAUUCUUCGUCGAGUAGUAACAAAUCGCAGUAUUUUCUGUUAUUAUCGCUGAAGGAGAUGAAGGAAAGAAAAGAUAAAUAUGUGAAGAUAUGAUCAAAAUAUAAAUAUUAUAUUAUAUAUAACGAAA